Penaeus monodon (black tiger shrimp) is the source of this 1062-nucleotide messenger RNA. It is a transcript of the gene Der-2, whose product is annotated as derlin-2-like. Gene Ontology annotation, biological process: endoplasmic reticulum unfolded protein response. Lineage: Eukaryota; Metazoa; Arthropoda; Malacostraca; Decapoda; Penaeidae. The record is from RefSeq and is a predicted model, not a curated record. The transcript is spliced from 7 exons. The coding region runs from base 192 to 911 and encodes 239 amino acids. Gene Ontology annotation, molecular function: misfolded protein binding; ubiquitin-specific protease binding. Gene Ontology annotation, cellular component: endoplasmic reticulum membrane; Hrd1p ubiquitin ligase ERAD-L complex.
CACGUCUUCAUUUCCUUCGCCUCGUCAACUCCAGCAAUUCCGUUAUUGCAGGUCUUAUUUAACGAACAGAGAGCUGGAUUUCGGCGCAGAGGAGAAGGAUUCGGGGAGUUUUGAGUGGAGUAGAGUAGUGAAAAGCAGGAACUGACGACCGUACGUUUAGGAGAAGAGGUGUAUAUUUCAAGUUUAUCAACAUGGCGCACCAGACAUUCCAACAAGAAUAUCUACAAAUGCCUCCAGUGACACGGGCAUACACCACAGCUUGUGUUGCCACAACGAUACUAGUGCAAUUGGACCUUGUGUCUCCAUUCCAGCUUUAUUUUAAUCCACUUCUCAUUAUCAAACACUAUCAGAUUUGGAGACUUGUAACCACUUUCCUAUUCUUUGGGUAUGUAGGUUUCAACUUUCUGUUUAACAUGAUUUUCACAUACCGCUACUGCAGGAUGCUUGAAGAAGGCUCCUUUAGAGGCCGCACUGCCGACUUUGUCAUCAUGAUGCUGUUUGGUGGAGUGUGUAUGUUGUGCUGCUCCAUGUUUUGCUCCCUGCCCUUCCUUGGCCAGGCCUUCACAAUUAUGCUGGUGUAUGUUUGGGCUCGGAGAAACCCCUUUGUCCGGAUGAACUUCUUUGGCCUUCUCAAUUUUCAGGCGCCUUACCUUCCAUGGGUGUUAUUGGGAUUCAGCGUACUCUUAGGGAAUUCCAUCCUAGUGGACAUGGUUGGGAUUGCUGUCGGACACAUUUACUACUUCCUGGAGGAUGUGUUCCCACAGCGCUCGGGGGGCAUCAGACUUCUCAAGACCCCACGAUUCCUGCAACAGAUCUUCGAGCCGCACACUGAGGACCCAGCCUACAACCCAGCCCCGGAGGAGAGACCUGGAGGAUUCAACUGGGGUGAGCAGCCACCACAGGGACAGUAGGAUCCGCAGACAACAUCCCCCCUUUAAAGUUGACCAUUGCCGAAAGUGGCGUCCUUCCCAUGUGGACCAGAGGCGCUUUGGAGUGUGAAGGAAUUUCUCUCUGCAUGAUGGUUGUGUAAAUAUAUGUGCCAAUAGAUUUUUGCAAAGACCA